AUGGAUUCCCCCUUGUACCUCUCUGGGUGGGCUGGCCUUUUGGGCCAUGCCAAUAGCCCAGACACCUUCUCCGUGCUGAAUAUGUAUAUUCUGCAUGAGUAUUGUGUCUUCUUUCGUCUUCAGGGAGUCCUGGGACGCUACAAUAUCGUCUCGCCCCAAGUAUUUGAAAUCGGAUGUGGAGAAAGUGGUAAUCAGCGUGAAUUAGCCCGUCAGAAAAACCAACAAAAACAAAAGGAGAACCAAAAAAAGGUUGGUUCUAAGGACAAGGCCGGCAACAAAGGCCUUACCCUAGAGGAACGUCGCCAAAGGGACGCUGCCGCUCUUCAAGCUAAACAGGCGAAGAAGAAUAGCGAGUUGCAGCAAAAUGCCUAG
Molecule: messenger RNA, 372 nt
Organism: Echinococcus granulosus
Lineage: Eukaryota; Metazoa; Platyhelminthes; Cestoda; Cyclophyllidea; Taeniidae
Exons: 4
Coding region: 1-372 (123 amino acids)
Source: RefSeq, a predicted model, not a curated record